AUGUCGUGGCUGCGACUCGAUCCCACGCCACGCGUCGUUCUGCUUGGCACGCACCCCUCGUUAGCGUCGGUGGCGGCGGAGUUUCCGAACCACGUGAGCGUGGAUGCUGACGUGGACACGAAUCUCGAAGGCACACCGUUGCUGAAUUCCGUCCUCGCGCGCAUCCAGGCCUUCGGCGCGGCGUCGUCUGACGCCGCGUCGCCCCACUGUGACUUAGCCAUGCUAGUGGAUCCGGACGUGCUCCUAUUUAACGACGUCAUAUUCGCGGCGCGACGACUCGCGUCGCGAUUUUCUUCUUUCGUCAUGCUCUCGGCUCCCUGGGAUGUCCACACCUUCCGCUUCUCGCUCGACCAACUCCCUCCGCACAUCCACCCUUCGUCCUCCGCGAAAGCCGGCGCUGUUCCCUACCGUUCCUCAGCUGCAUCUCGCGACAGGUUCCCCACCCACGUUGCUGCUCCCGCCCCGUCCAGCGGCUCCACCCGACGCCGCCGAUCUGCACCGGUUUGGGACAGCCCGGAUCAGGCGGACUCUGGCGAGGUCAACGAGCAGGAGAUUCGUGACUACGUCCGCCAACGCGGGCAGCUGAACGUGGCGGCAGGUGCGACCGUCCUCAUGUGGAACCGGCCCGCGGCGCCGCUUCUCCAUCCCAGCGUCGCCAUCCCGCCCUUCUUCCUCGGCCGCGGAAGCUACCUUCGCUGGCUCGUUGCGCGCGCCGCUGGCUCCCUCUCCGCCACCGCCGCCAACGGUACUAACGGUAACGGUGACGGUAACGUUACGGCGCAAGUUGGGCGCGCUGCGACGGAACUGGAGGCGGCUGACGAGGCUGGCGUUCCGGCGGCGGCGUGGCGGGAUGACCCAGAGUCGCGAUUCGCAGUGGAUGCGACGGAUGCGGUAACGGCGGUUCGCGUGUUCUCCGCGUUGGACGCGCAGCGCGAGGCGCAACUCGCCGUCGAGAAACGUCGCGGCGAAACCGGCGGCGUCGCCGAAAAUAGCGUCGGAAAUGGCGGCCGCCGGAAGAAGGCUGGAUUCGUUUCGAGGCUCGCGCGCUCGAUUUCGCCGCGGCAGGCUCCGCAGAGGCGGAGGCUUCUAGGCGGGGCGGAGAGCGCGCAAGCGGGGAGAUCGCACCACAGCAGCGGAGGGUUACUAUCCGGCGAGUCGUUCUCGUUCGGGCAGGGAGCUCUGUGGCAGCCGCUGCCCGGGAAAAACGCGAAGCGGUGGGAGGUGUACGCGAAUGCGCACAUGGCGCGAAUUCAGCGGCUCGCUGGAGGUUUUAGCAUCGAAGGUGGUUCUUUGAGCCACGCGCCGUGGCGACUCGCUCCCUGCUUCGUGCCUGGAGGUGAAUCCAUGUGUCUUAUGCGACGUCGCCGACCUGGUAACUGCUCGUGCGAACAUACGCCGUUCGCAGGCAGGUCUACGGGCGACACGAGACCGUACGAUGCGAACUGGUUAUCGUGCGGCGAGACAGGGAUGGAGCAGAAUCUUGACGCGGAUUUUCUCCGGGACUUGCGGUCAGGACCUCACGGCGCGGAUCCCAGUCUAUCCUCACUAGAAGAUGAAUUCGCUCUAGGAUUAGAAGACAUGGGUGGGCUUCGCUUGCCAUCUUCAAUCCAAACCGAGCCAACCGUGGCGAAAAGUAAUUCGCUGACUGCAGCUGUCGCCGAAGCUGCACUUUCUGCUAGGAAUGGUACGAAGCCCUCAACAAAAGGAAAGAAGUCCUUAUCGUCGGAGAAGAAGCAAGCUGAAGCGCGUACAACCGCCCAAGUGGCGUUCUGGAGGGGUACCGAGGGCUUGCCGCAUUCACUGGAGCAGCUGCUGCCGAUUGUUGCGAGCGAGCAGCAAGCGGUCAUCUUAUUGGCAGCUUCGUUUGAAGACAGGGAGGCUGCUAUGAACAGUAUUUGCAGAUUGCGCAACCUUGGGAUGGCCAACUACAUUUUGGCCGCUUUGGAUGCGCGCAUGUAUGCGUAUGCCUUCCUGCAAGGCAUUCCCGUGUUCAUGCAUAAAGCAUCGGUCUCAAAUCAAUCCGCGAAUCCUCCUACUGCUGCUUUUGUCGCACCAUCAUCCAACGACACGUCAUCUGCUUCCCUAUUGGCUGCGGUUGCCCCAGUCCUAAUGAUGCAGAUUCUCCGCCUGGGCUACUCCGUCCUGUGGGCUGACGUCCACACAGUCUGGUUCUCCAACCCCCUCCCAUACCUCCUCUCGCUAGACUCCAACACUCUAGCCGUGCAAAGCAUGUCAUCUGACAUGCAUCACGCACCCAACUCUGCUCGGACCAUAGGUGCUGGGGUCUUGUUUGCCCGGCCGUCGCACCUAUCCCUCAAGGCGUUGGCCUCGGUGGUGGCUUAUAUGGCUGCAGUGAGAGCGGAGGCAGGCGAGGAGGGAGGGAUUGGGGGAGGGAGUGGGGCGGAGGGCGAGGAUGAAGUGGAGGAAUACAGGGCGUUUCACGAUGUGCUAUGCGGAGAGGGCGGCAGACUCAAGGCUGGCAAGGACUUGUGCCGGUGGAACAAUGGCUUUAAGGUAGUCUUCCUAGACAGAGGGCUCUUCCCUACUGGCAGCAUCAAGGGCAUCUGGGAUACUCCUCCGAGCCUGGGAGGCUUGGGCCGGACCUGCGAGAAGCUUGGGUGCAUUGCGGUGCAGAACAGUGGGAUUGUUGGGCGAGCAAGCAGGGCGGAAAGGCUGCAUGCGCAUGGGCUUAGGGCGUAUGAUUCCAGGAGGCGCAUGUGCAUUCGUAGCUGGGGGGUGGUGGAGCAGCGAGAGGAGCAGGCUCAAAGACACUUCAUGAGGAGGUAA
Molecule: messenger RNA, 2787 nt
Organism: Closterium sp. Naga37s-1
Lineage: Eukaryota; Viridiplantae; Streptophyta; Zygnematophyceae; Desmidiales; Closteriaceae
Source: the annotation of a GenBank genome assembly